Carassius auratus (goldfish) is the source of this 1340-nucleotide messenger RNA. RefSeq names its product rho-related GTP-binding protein RhoN. The transcript has 5 exons. The coding region runs from base 319 to 1056 and encodes 245 amino acids. The record is from RefSeq and is a predicted model, not a curated record. Lineage: Eukaryota; Metazoa; Chordata; Actinopteri; Cypriniformes; Cyprinidae. Gene Ontology annotation, molecular function: GTP binding; GTPase activity. Gene Ontology annotation, biological process: small GTPase-mediated signal transduction.
AAUUUCCAUUCACGAGCCAGAGGGGUCGCUUAAUUUACACCAUGCCCAGAGCACAGCAGGAAGGCAACCUCCCCGCAACGUGUCAUUAGAACUCAAGAGAAGUGAGUCAAGAGGCAGCAGCACGACCCGCACGCCCGGCUCAUGACGCGAGACUCACUCGAGAGCGCGUGGUGUCACCGUGGGAACCGGGAGACUGACUGGCGGACAGGGGAGGGGCGCGCGCCGGUGUGUGAGUGGACGCACGCUCGCUCUGGCACAUCGCCGUUCACUCAGAGAAUCAUUCAUUCAGCGCAAUAGAAGAGCGUCAUCAGGCAGCGGAUGGUGCUCGUGCUGAUAGUGAAGAUGAUGAUGAUGGAGGGACAGUGCAGCCGCUGCAAGAUCGUGGUGGUCGGGGACACUCAGUGUGGAAAAACGGCGCUGCUGCAUGUGUUCGCCAAGGACAGCUUCCCAGAGAAUUAUGUGCCCACAGUGUUUGAGAACUACACGGCGAGCUUUGAGAUCGACAAGCACCGCAUCGAGCUGAACAUGUGGGACACAUCAGGGUCCUCGUACUAUGAUAAUGUGCGGCCCCUGGCGUAUCCAGACUGUGAUGCUGUGCUCAUCUGUUUUGAUAUCAGCAGACCGGAGACACUGGACAGCAUCCCUAAGAAGUGGCAGGUGGAGGCUCAAGAGUAUUGUCCUAAUGCAAAGUUGGUGGUGGUUGGAUGUAAGAUGGAUAUGAGAACAGAUGUCAGCACCUUACUGGAACUGUCCAAACAGAGACUCAUACCUGUCACUCAUGAACAGGGGAGCUCACGAGCACGCGAGCUGGGCGCAGUGGCGUACGUGGAAUGUUCGUCCCGAAUGUGCGUGAACAGUGUCCGAGACGUCUUUCACAUCGCCACGCUGGUGUCCGUCAGACGUGAGGCCAUCCCGAGCCUCAAGAGAAGCUCCUCGCGCCACGCUCUCAAGCGCAUAUCUAAUCAGCCUCUACUGCCAGUCAGCUCACAAGCCACGCCCCUUGAACCCACCCCGGCCCUCAGGGAGGACAGAGCCAAGAGCUGCACAAUCAUGUAGACUAAUGCACACACAGUCACAGUGGUGUGUGUGUGCAUGAAUGAAGAGAUCUGCACAAAAAGAGACAGAUUCUCUGUAUUUAUAGGAGAGUCAUAUUGUCCCAUAUAUGGCCCAUAUGGGAUUGUACAGCUGUGUGAAUACAUUAUACAGAGGAGCUCUAUUUAUUAACUUCAAGUUUGCUUUUAUUUUUUAUCAUUGUGGUAUUGCUUCGCAGACGUAAGUGUCGCAAACUGUGUAAAGCAGAUGCAAAAGAAUAAUAAAAAAAAGGUUUGGAAUUUGUGGAC